UAUCUCCAAAUUAGGGUUUCAAUAUCCACUGAUGAUUUGAUUUUGUGGCUAAAAAUCUAUAAUAGAUUCGAUAGCAACGGUUCAAAAUAUCCAUUAACGAUUUGAUUUUGUUGCAAAAUCUAUAAUAGAUUUGAUAGCAACGGUUCAAGUUCAAACUAGUUUCUUUCUUUCAACAAUUCUUGAAUUCACACACACACUCACAUACACACAAUGUGGAAUCUUGAUUGCGAUUGGUACUCUCCAAAAAGCCUACUCAGCACUCCCACCAUUUAUGAUUUUCCAGGCGAUCGCUUUAUCCCCAACCGAAGUUUGAUGAACCUUCAUCAAGCCAACAGUUUGCUUACCAACACCAACAAAAAAACUCAAAAUCCUAAUUUUAAUGAAGCGUAUAGACAGAAACUGGAGGAUAAACUGAAUCUUGAUUCCGAAGGGAAACCGUUUCGGAUGUUAGUUUUUAGAGGAAGUCCAAAAUCAAGUCAAAAAUCUAUUCGUCAUAUUGAUCAGAUGCGAGAAGAAGAUAAUGAAGCACUUCAAAACAGUGGCAAUCAACGUAUCCGUCGAAGGCUGCCUAAGAAGGAAUCCAGGGUAUUGGAUGCGCCAAAAAUAAAAAAUGAUUACUACACAAACACUAUGGAUUGGGGGAAAAACAAUAUUCUAGCUGUUGCUUUGGGAACAGAAUUGUACUUUUGGAACUCAGUUACUACUGAUGUAUCUUUGUUGUUUAACGCCACUGGCAAUAACUAUCCAACAAGUGUUUCCUGGUCAGAGGAUGCAAAAUAUGUGGCCACAGGAUUUGUGCACUCUCAACUUCAAGUCUGGGAUGCUGAGACUUCCAAGCCAGUAAGAAGUCUAGAAGGUCAUAGUGAAAGGAUAGCAACUCUAGCAUGGAAUAACCAUGUUUUAACUUCCGGAAGCCAUGACAAAACUAUAAUCAACCAUGACGUUAGAGCAAGAAGAAAUGAGGUUUCCCGGGUAAAAACACACAGAGCAGAAGUUUGUGGUUUAAAAUGGUCGAAAAGGGGCAAUUUGUUGGCAAGUGGUGGUAAUGAAAAUCACAUCUAUGUAUGGGAGUUAAAUAAAAUGAACUCGUCAAACUUCUUGCAUUGUUUUAAAGACCAUAGUGCUGCUGUGAAAGCUCUUGCUUGGUGCCCUUAUGAUCCAUCUGUGCUUGCUUCUGGAGGCGGAACAGACGAUAGAUGUAUUAAGUUGUGGAAUGUACAAAAAGGAACCAAUAUUUGCAGCAUAGAUACCAAAGCUCAGGUUUGUGGAUUACAAUGGAAUAGACAUCACAAAGAGAUAUUAAGUGGCCAUGGGUUUAGUACAAGUGCAGAACACAACCAACUGUGUUUGUGGCAGUAUCCUUCUAUGACUAAAGUUGGAGGCUUGGACCCUCAUACUUCAAGAGUCCUUCAUCUAUCUCAGAGUCCAGAUGGAUUAACAGUGGUUUCAGCUGGGGGAGACGAGACUCUUCGCUUUUGGGAUGUUUUUGGACCACCAGCUACUGAUACAAGAGAGACUUCGGUUUUAGAUAACCUUUUGUCGAUGAAGAUAUCACCAAUAAGAUGAUAGAAACAUAACAAUUUUGUUCUCUUAGGGUAGUAUCCUUGUAUGUAAAAAAUAGUUUUAUUAAUGCACAAAUUUUUUCUGACAAGAAUUUGAAAUAGAUGUUAUUGUCAUAAAUCAAUUAUAAAUUGUCCUUA
Molecule: messenger RNA, 1700 nt
Organism: Vicia villosa (hairy vetch)
Lineage: Eukaryota; Viridiplantae; Streptophyta; Magnoliopsida; Fabales; Fabaceae
Product: cell division cycle 20.2, cofactor of APC complex-like
Exons: 6
Coding region: 211-1566 (451 amino acids)
Biological process (GO): positive regulation of ubiquitin protein ligase activity; anaphase-promoting complex-dependent catabolic process; positive regulation of anaphase-promoting complex-dependent catabolic process
Cellular component (GO): anaphase-promoting complex
Molecular function (GO): anaphase-promoting complex binding; ubiquitin ligase activator activity; protein binding
Source: RefSeq, a predicted model, not a curated record